AUGUUUAUUUCUCAAAGAAUUUCAGAGCUCACCAAACAUUCAAGACAUAGUGUAAACAAUAAUCAUCAGCCUCAAAAGACGUGUGUUUGAAAAUCUCAUUACAUUUCUAUUGAGAACAACAGAAUCACAUCUUUAGUUGGUUUAAAGAAAACUUACUCCCUAAUAGAGCUAUAUAAUAACUUUGUUUAUACCAACCAAGAUAUAUAUAAUUUAAAGGGUUUAACUAAUCUGAUGAUUUUGGACAUGAGUAGCAAUUGAAUAGUCUGGAAACAAGAUCACUACCAACAAUUUGUAUUAUUCCAUCCUCAAAGCUUAGAUGGCAUCGCAGUACAGCCAAAAGAAUAAAAAAGUGCAAAAGAUUUGUUUGGAGGCAAACUCACCUCUGACAUGAUUGCAGGUAAAAGGGGACACUCAGACUUCACGGAAAUGCAAUAAUUAAAUUGGACAACCUCUAAUGUCAGGUCUGUAGAGCUGGUGCUAGCAGACCAGUUUAGAAAUAUCUGCACUGUGAAUUUACAGAACAAUAAUCUCAUGUUCUUCACUGGUUUAAUCUUCCUUCCUUAUGCCAAAGUAUUGUGUCUGAACUACAGUCACACUGAAUAAAUACUGCCUGGACAAAAGCUCCCAAAUCAGGAAUCAUCUGAACUAGAAAACCUUCAAUUUAUUCCCAGCGUUAAGGUGAUCUCAAAGCACGGAAAUCCAGCUUUCCCAGUUGCAAACUCUCCGAAGGACUGUGGAUUUCCUACACUGCCAGCAAACUUUACAAGACAUAAUCCUCUCAGAAUCACAAAUGGGAAUCUGAAUGAAAACAUUAACCGUUUAUUUGGCUCUGAUCUUAUAUUUGGUCAUGAACUUGAAGAGCUUCUACUGAAUAAGUCAAAUGAAAAUAAGUCUAAGAACCCAGGAAUUACAACAACUAAUCUUUGAAGCAUCCAUGCAGAAAGAGCUCUUAGGCAAGCCAAAGGAGCGGCAACUAAUCUUCUAAACCAUUUGGUGCACCACAGUGCUACUUCUCCAACCAGCCAGCUGCAUCAGGGCAACACAGAAAAUGCAGGCAGGUGA
Molecule: messenger RNA, 1062 nt
Organism: Chroicocephalus ridibundus (black-headed gull)
Lineage: Eukaryota; Metazoa; Chordata; Aves; Charadriiformes; Laridae
Gene: LRRC9
Product: leucine rich repeat containing 9
Source: RefSeq, a predicted model, not a curated record